GUGUUGAUUUGAUUAGUAAAGAAUACAUACGGGUAUCCAAAUUUUCGUUACUUUUACAGCUGUAAUGUUGAAUCGCCUAGAAAAUCGCCUCUUGUAAAUGCAGCUUAAGGGAAGACCCCUUUGGAAUUUCAGUUUACAGAAAAUAUCGAUGCAUCGACUAUUUAUACAUCGAGUAGAAAAAUUUCGAAGCAGAACAUCGAUAUUUUUUCAGCAAUCCAAAUCUAGAUUUGUUGGAAAUACUGCGGGUGUGUCGGAACUGUUCAAUUCUAAAAAGAAUAUGGAAUUCUUUGAAUUCGAGUAUAUAAAGGGAUUUCGGUCAAAUAGUAUGUUGCUAUACACCAAAGAUGAAAAACAAAUUUAUAAGAAAACGAAUUUUUACAACAACGGAACCAGAUAUGUGUGCUAUAGCGAAAACUGUGGUACGAGUGUUUUCGUUGAUGAAAAUGAAAGAUGCAGGAGAUUAAAGAAUUCACAAUCGCAUAACCAUCCUACUCAAGAGAUUCUGAAGGAUAAAAUGGUCAUCAGUCAAAACAUUAAAGAGGCGUGUAAAAACGCGUCUUCAGAAAGAUGCUCAGCUCGAGCUAUUUUUGAUGAGGAGUGCCGGAAGGCAAAUAAUUCUGCUCAUUUAGUCAAAUACACGCAGAUGCAACGCAAUCUACGCCGAAUAAAGAAUAGGGUACCACCACAAAAGCCAUCUUCACCUGAAAUUGUAAACGAUAUGCUUUCGGAGGACCCCUUAGUAAUAAAGUGCGAAUUUACCGAAUAUGAAGUUAGUGAGCCAUCUUACCAAAGCACUAUUAUACAACCUAAAAAAAAUAUGGAAUUCUUUAAUUUCGAGUAUAUAAAUGGAUUUAGGUCAAAUAGUAUGUUGGUAUACACCAAAGAUGAAAAACAAAUUUAUAGGAAAACGAAUAUUUACAACAAAGGAACAAGAUAUGUAUGCUAUAUCAAAAGCUGUAGAGCGAGCGUUUUCAUUGAUGAAUAUGAAAUAUGCAAGAAAUUAAACGAUUCUCAAUCGCAUAACCAUCCUACGCAGGAGGUUCUCAAGGAUAAAAUGAUCAUCAGCCAAAACAUAAAAGAGGCGUGUAAAAGCGCGUCUUUAAAAAGAGGCUCUACCCGAGAAAUUUUUGAUGAGGAGUGCCGGAAAGCAAAUGACUCGGCUCAUUUACUCCAAUUUAAGAAGAUGAGACGCAAUCUGUUCCGAUUAAAGAAUAGUGUGCUACCAAAAAAACCUCUGUCACCUGAAAAUUUAAAAAAUAUGCUUUCGGAGGAGCCCAUAGUGGCAAAUUGUGAAUUUACCGAAUACGCACCUAGCGAUCCACUUUACCAAGACACCAUUGUAGAGUCUAAAAAGAAAAGAAAAUUUGUUGAAUUCGAGUAUAUAAAAGGAUUUCGGUCAAAUAGUAUGUUGGUAUAUACCAAAGAUGAAAAACAAAUUUAUAGGAAAAAGUGUUUUUAUAAAAAAGGAACAAGAUAUGUGUGCUAUAACAAAAAAUGCAGGAAGAGUGUUUUCAUUGAUAAAUAUGAUAGAUGCAAGAAAUUAAAUGAUCUGAGUUCGCAUAACCAUCCUACACAAGAGCUUCUCAAAGAUACAAUGCUAAUUCGCCAAAGCAUUAAAGAGGCGUGUAAAAACGCUUCCUUAGAAAGAUGCUCUACACGGGAUAUUUUUGACGAGGAGUGCCGGAAAGCAAAUAACUCAGCUAAUUUAAUCCAAUUCGGGAAGAUGCGACGCAAUCUAUACCGAAUAAAGAAUAGUGUGCGACCAAAAAAUCCUUCGUCACCUGAAAAGUUAAAAAAUAUGCUUUCGGUAGAACCCCUUGUGACAAAUACCGAAUAUGAACUUGGAGGACCAUCUGACAAGGGCACCAUUACGGAGUCUAAAAAGAAUACAGAAUUCCUUGAAUUCGAGUAUAUAAAUGGAUUUCGGGCAAAUAGUAAAUUGGUAUAUACCAAAGAUGAAAAACAAGUUUACAAGAAAAAGUAUUCUUACAACAAAGGAACAAGAUAUGUGUGCUAUAACAAAAACUGUAGUGCGAGUGUUUCUAUUGAUCAAUAUGAAAGAUGCAAGAAAUUAAACGAUUCUCAUUCGCAUAAUCAUCCUACUCAAGAGCUUCUCAAAGAUAAAAUGACCAUCAGCAAAAAUAUUAAAGAGGCGUGUAAGAAUGCGUCCUCAGAAAGGUGGUCUACACGUAAUAUUUUUGAAGAGGAGUGCAGGAAAGCAAAUAUCUCGGUUGAGUUAGUCCAAUUUGAGAAGAUGCGACGAAAUCUAAGCAUAAUAAAGAAUAGUGCACUACCAAAAAAUCCAUCGUCACCUGAAGAAUUAAAAAAUAUGUUUUCGGAGGAGAAAAUAGUGGCAAAGUAUGGAUUUUCCAAAUAUGAUCCUGGGGAGCGAUUUUACCAAGGCACCAUUAUAGAGUCGGAAUAUAGUUUUGCUAUAUUUAUGUCUCCUACAAUAAAAAAACUAAUCUUAGAAAAUAGUCAUAUAAGGAGAAGUUUUUACCUGGAUGGCACCUUCGGUGUAGCGCCAUCUUCAACAUUUGAGCAUCUGAUAAUAAUCCAUAUCGAAUAUUUGGAUCAUAUUUUCCCUUUCUUUUAUGUUAUGAUGACGAACAAAUCACAAGCUGCCUAUAUUCAUAUGUUACAAUACAUUAAUACAAAUUUGAUAGAUUUAAAUCCAGUUUCUUUCAUGACGGACUAUGAAGAAGAUUUAAGAAACGCUUUAAAAAGUGUCUUCCCUUUGGCUGAAUUAAGUGGAUGCUGGUUUCAUUAUUGCCAAGCAAUAAGGCAAAGUGCAAGAGAAAUUCCCAAUUUCAUUGUUGCUUUAAGAUGGAACAAUGCGCUUAGAAGACUCAUGAAGAAAUUUAUGGCCUUGCCGCUCCUCAAACCAGAUAUGAUAAACACCGCUCUUGGUUUACUCCAGGCAGAAGUAGACAAAAUGCCAAUGACAUCGACUUACUCUACUAUUAGUAACGAUUUUAUUGAGUAUGUUAAAAAAAAAUUGAUAGUAAAGGAGGGACCCGAAGGCAUUUCUGUCCACAAUGCAUCUAUAAGAACAACAAGUGCUAUUGAAGCGUACAAUUCAAAGCUAACUAUGAAAAUGUCGAAAAAUCAAAAUAUUUUUAAGUUCUUGAUUGUUUUGCUUGAAGAAGAUUUUAAGAAAAUUCCUAUGUUUAAAAGUGAGCUCGAUGGUACAUUUAAUGUACAUGAAAAACUAAGGCCCUGUCUUUAUAAAAAACGUUCCAAUUUAAUACGAAAAAUUGUUACAAGCGUUGAAAAUGAACAAAUUUCUAUAACUGAUUUCCUUAAUAAAAUGGCGAAUAAUCAAAUUAACUUGAUGGACGAGAUAUAUACAGGGCCCAUUUCUGAAAUUGAAAACUCAGAAAAUGAAACUGGAAACCUAGACAAUGAAACAGGAAACUCAGCCAGUGGAACUGAAAACUCAGAUCAUAAAAUUGAGAACUCAGACAAUGAAAUUGAAAACUCAGAAAAUGAAACUGGAAACCUAGACAAUGAAACAGGAAACUCAGCCAGUGGAACGGAAAACUCAGAUCAUAAAAUUGAGAACUCAGACAAUGAAAUUGAAAACUCAGACAAUGAAGCUGAAAAUUCAGACAGUGAAACUGAAAACACAGACAAUGAAUGCGACGAUGAAGCGCAUCAAGCAUGUUUGCCAAAUCCAAUGCCUAGCAUCUUUUGCAUGGGCGAAGAAAAACCUGUUCUUAUACUCCCUUGUAAUCAUGUAAAGCUUUGCGAUCCAUGCUUUCAUGCUAUCAGCGAGAAAGCUAAAGCAGAAAAAUGCGCAUAUUGCAGUGCGAUUGUAAGCAACGCGUCAAAGGUUUCAAUAUAAUGUUGUAGUUUAAUUUAAUUAAAUUAAUUUAGUAUAUCGAAAACAAAAACCCGAAUUACUUGAUUAUAGUUGUUUGUUCAUAUAUUUUUGAUACAUACUUAUGAAAUCACAUUUUUGAAUAAUUUAUCAUUUUAUUAAUUAUAUGGUACCUUUAUAUACACCCCGCGACAAAAGAUGGCACAUCAAUAUUUUUACCAGUCUUGACUACUUUUCUUUUGAUUUUUUUAAGGUUCCUUAUUUUUUAUA
Messenger RNA from Rhagoletis pomonella (apple maggot), 4093 nucleotides. RefSeq lists its product as uncharacterized. The transcript is spliced from 5 exons. NCBI's taxonomy places the organism in Eukaryota, Metazoa, Arthropoda, Insecta, Diptera, Tephritidae. The record is from RefSeq and is a predicted model, not a curated record. Bases 98 to 3847 code for a protein of 1249 amino acids.